AGGCAGCCAGGACAGCAGGCAGUAGCUUGCAGCCACCAUUCUCAGCCUGGAAAGUUGCGGAGUAUUGGCGCCUGCCUGGAGAGGGGACACACCUCAGCUCCGGCCGCGGGGGGGUUGGGGCGGGGCAGAAGAGGACGGUGCCCAGUUGCCACCUCCCUUCAACCACAGUAGUUCCUCGUUCCCCAAGUGCAUCGAGAGCUACAGACAGGGGCGCGGCACCCGGUGCGGUGAGCGCGAGGCACAGGGUCCCAGCUGUGGAACCCGGCGUGAUACAGGGAGUCCUGACUCGUCCGAGCUUCCGGCUCUGUUGCAUUCAGACUCCUGUUUGCCUCCUUGCAGUUGGGAGAAAGCAGGAUUAUCGCGUGCAUGCAUAAUUCUCCAGGGAUCCAGUGGAAGGAGUCGUUCAGGACCAAGGACUGCUUGAACCCUCUUACCACUUGGGGGAAAGCGAAGGGUGAGGGUGGGCUGGGGAGAGUCGGGAGACUUGUGUAAACAACCUUCUUGACAGGAUGGGAACCAUCGGGCUUCUGUGGCUGCUGCUGCCGCUGCUUUCAGUGGCAGCCUUGGGCUCCGGGACUGGGACCGGCCAGAGCGCGGGCUCACCGGCGGUGGGGCCACCGCUGCAGCCCCGGGAGCCGCUCAGCUACUCGCGCCUGCAGAGGAAGAGUCUGGCGGUGGACUUCGUGGUGCCUUCGCUCUUUCGCGUCUACGCCCGGGACCUGCUGCUGCCAUCAGCGCCCUCGGAGCUAAGGGCGGGCAGACCGGAGGCCAGGGGCUCCCUGGCUCUCGAUUGCGCCCCGCUGCUUAGACUGCUGGGGCCUCCGCUCGGAGUCUCUCCGGCUCCCGAGGUGGCCCGGACGCUGUCCAGGGUGCUGAAAGGUGGCUCGGUGCGCAAGCUCCGGCGCGCCAAGCAGCUGGUGUUGGAGCUGGGAGAGGAGGCGAUCCUAGAGGGUUGCGUCGGGCCCCCAGAGGAGGCAGUUGUGGGGCUGCUCCAGUUCAACCUCAGCGAGCUAUUCAGCUGGUGGAUUCACCACGGGGAAGGACGGCUGAGGAUCCGCCUAAUGCCGGAGAAGAAGGCGUCAGAAGUGGGCAGAGAGGGAAGGCUGUCCGCCGCGAUCCGCGCCUCCCAGCCCCGCCUUCUCUUCCAGAUCUUCGGGACCGGUCAUGGCAAUGUGGAGUCACCAACAAACAUGCCUUCUCUUCCCCCUGACCAUUUUGCAUGGAAUCUGACCUGGAUAAUGAAAGAUUCCUUCCCUUUCCUGUCUCAUCGCAGUCGAUAUGGUCUGGAGUGCAGCUUUGACUCCCCCUGCGAGCUGGAAUAUUCCCCUCCACUGCAUGACCUCGGGAACCAGAGCUGGUCCUGGCGCCGCGUCCCUUUGGAGGAGGGCUCCCAGAUGGACUUGCUGGAUGGGCCUGAGGCAGAGCGCUCUAAGGAGAUGCCCAGAGGCUCCUUCCUCCUCCUCAACACCUCAGCAGACUCCAAGCACACCAUCCUGAGCCCCUGGAUGCGGAGCAGCAGUGAGCGCUGCACACUGGCCGUCUCGGUGCACAGGCACCUGCAGCCCUCGGGGAGGUACGUUGCCCAGCUACUGCCCCACAACGAGGCCGGAAGAGAGAUCCUCCUGGUGCCCACUCCAGGGAAGCACGGUUGGACAGUGCUUCAGGGAAGAAUUGGCCGCCCAGAAAAUCCAUUCCGAGUGGCCCUGGAAUACAUCUCCAGUGGAAACCGAAGCUUGUCUGCAGUGAACUUCUUUGCCCUGAAGAACUGCAGUGAAGGAACAACCCCAGGCUCCAAGAUGGCCCUGCAGAGCUCCUUCACUUGUUGGAACGGGACAGUCCUCCAGCUUGGGCAGGCCUGUGACUUCCACCAGGACUGCGCCCAGGGAGAAGACGAGGGACAGCUAUGCCGUAAACUCCCUGCUGGUUUUUAUUGCAACUUUGAGGAAGGCUUCUGUGGCUGGACCCCAGGCACACUGUCACCCCACACUCCUCAGUGGCAGGUCAGGACCCUCAAGGAUGCACUGUUCCAGGAUCAGAAAGGCCAUGCCCUGUUGCUCAGCACCACUGAUGUCCCCGCGGCUGAAAGCGCCACAGUGACUAGCACCACCUUUCCUGCACCGAUGAAGAACUCUCCGUGUGAGCUCCGGAUGUCCUGGCUUAUCCGUGGAGUCUUGAGGGGAAAUGUGUCCUUGGUGCUGGUGGAGAACAAAACAGGGAAGGAACAAAGCAGGACGGUCUGGCAUGUUGCCACCAACGAAGGCUUGAGCCUGUGGCAGUGGACAGUGCUGCCCCUUCUGGAUGUGUCUGACAGGUUCUGGCUACAGAUGGUCGCAUGGUGGGGGCAAGGAUCCAGAGCCACCGUGGCUUUCGACAAUAUCUCCAUCAGCCUGGACUGCUACCUCACCAUCAAUGGGGAGGACAAGGUGCCACAGAAUGCAGCACCCAAAUCAAGAAAUCUGUUUGAGAGAAACCCAAACAAGGAGCCUACACCUUGGGAAAAUGCACCCAGACAGACCCCCAUCUUUGACCCUACGGUUCACUGGCUGUUCACCACGUGCGGCGCCAGUGGGCCCUAUGGCCCCACCCAGGCCCAGUGCAACAACGCCUAUCAGAACUCCAACCUGAGUGUGGUGGUGGGGAGCGAGGGCCCGCUGAAGGGCAUCCAGAUCUGGAAAGUGCCAGCCACCGACACCUACAGUAUCUCUGGCUACGGUGCCGCUGGCGGGAAAGGCGGGAAGAACACCAUGAUGCGGUCCCAUGGCGUGUCUGUGCUGGGCCUCUUCAACCUGGAGAAGGAUGACACGCUGUACAUCCUGGUCGGGCAGCAGGGGGAGGAUGCCUGUCCCAGCACAAAUCAGUUAAUCCAGAAAGUCUGCAUUGGCGAGAACAACGUGAUAGAGGAAGAAAUCCGUGUGAACAGGAGCGUGCAUGAGUGGGCGGGAGGAGGCGGCGGUGGGGGCGGAGCCACCUACGUAUUUAAGAUGAAGGAUGGCGUGCCCGUGCCCUUGAUCAUUGCAGCCGGGGGCGGUGGCAGGGCCUAUGGGGCCAAGACAGACACAUUCCACCCAGAAAGACUAGAGAAUAACUCCUCUGUUCUCGGGCUCAAUGGCAACUCCGGAGCCGCAGGUGGUGGAGGUGGCUGGAAUGAUAACACUUCCUUGCUCUGGGCUGGAAAAUCUUUGCUGGAGGGUGCCACCGGAGGACAUUCCUGCCCCCAGGCCAUGAAGAAGUGGGGGUGGGAGACCAGAGGGGGUUUCGGAGGGGGUGGCGGGGGGUGCUCCUCCGGUGGAGGAGGCGGAGGAUAUAUAGGUGGCAACACGGCCUCCAACAAUGACCCUGAAAUGGACGGGGAGGAUGGGGUUUCCUUCAUCAGUCCACUGGGCAUCCUGUACACCCCGGCUUUGAAAGUGAUGGAGGGCCACGGGGAAGUGAACAUUAAGCAUUACCUAAACUGCAGUCACUGUGAGGUAGACGAAUGUCACAUGGACCCCGAGAGCCACAAGGUCAUCUGCUUCUGUGACCAUGGGACCGUGUUGGCUGAGGACGGUGUCUCCUGCAUUGUGUCACCUACCUCAGAGCCCCACCUGCCGCUCUCCCUGGUCCUCUCCGUCGUGACCUCUGCCCUUGUGGCCGCCCUGGUCCUUGCCUUCUCCGGCAUCAUGAUCGUAUACCGCCGGAAGCACCAGGAGCUGCAGGCCAUGCAGAUGGAGCUGCAGAGCCCUGAGUACAAGCUGAGCAAGCUACGCACUUCGACCAUCAUGACCGACUACAACCCCAACUACUGCUUCGCGGGCAAGACCUCGUCCAUCAGCGACCUCAAGGAGGUGCCAAGGAAAAACAUCACUCUCCUUCGGGGUCUGGGCCAUGGCGCAUUUGGAGAGGUGUAUGAAGGCCAGGUGUCUGGAAUGCCCAACGACCCAAGCCCCCUGCAAGUGGCUGUAAAGACACUGCCAGAGGUGUGCUCAGAACAGGACGAGCUGGAUUUCCUCAUGGAAGCCCUGAUCAUCAGCAAAUUCAAUCACCAGAACAUCGUGCGCUGCAUCGGGGUGAGCCUGCAGGCCCUGCCCCGGUUCAUCCUGCUCGAGCUCAUGGCGGGCGGAGACCUCAAGUCCUUCCUGCGAGAGACCCGCCCGCGCCCGAGUCAGCCCUCCUCCCUGGCCAUGCUGGACCUUCUGCACGUGGCUCGGGACAUUGCCUGCGGCUGUCAGUAUUUAGAGGAAAACCACUUCAUCCACCGGGACAUUGCUGCCAGGAACUGCCUCUUGACCUGUCCUGGCCCUGGAAGAGUGGCCAAGAUUGGAGACUUUGGAAUGGCCCGAGAUAUCUACAGAGCGAGCUACUACCGGAAGGGGGGCUGUGCAAUGCUGCCAGUUAAGUGGAUGCCCCCAGAGGCCUUCAUGGAAGGAAUAUUCACUUCUAAAACAGACACGUGGUCCUUUGGAGUGCUGCUAUGGGAAAUAUUUUCUCUUGGAUAUAUGCCAUACCCUAGCAAAAGCAACCAGGAAGUUCUGGAGUUCGUCACCAGUGGAGGACGGAUGGACCCACCUAAGAACUGCCCUGGGCCUGUAUACCGGAUAAUGACUCAGUGCUGGCAACAUCAGCCUGAAGACAGACCCAAUUUUGCCAUAAUUUUGGAGAGAAUUGAAUACUGUACCCAGGACCCAGACGUGAUCAACACCGCUUUGCCGGUGGAGUACGGGCCACUUAUAGAAGAGGAAGAGAAAGUGCCCAUGCGGCCCAAGGACCCCGAGGGGAUCCCUCCUCUGCUGGUGUCCCCGCAGCAGGCCAAGCGCGGGGACGAGGAGCGCCGUCCAGCCGCGCCGCCGCCUCCGCCCGCCUCUGCGUCCGGCAAAGCUGGGAGGAAACCCCCGACGGCAGAGGGGUCGGCGCGGGGGGCCAGGGCGCCGGCCGCCGAGGGCGGGUGCGUCAACAUGGCCUUCUCCCAGUCCAACCCGCCGACCGAGCUGCACAAGGUCCACGGAUCCAGGAACAAACCCACCAGCUUGUGGAACCCAACUUACGGCUCGUGGUUUACAGAGAAACCUGCCAAAAAGAACAACCCUCUGGCAAAGAAGGAGCCACAGGAGAGGGGAAGCCUGGGGCGCGAGGGCGGCUGUACUGUCCCGCCUAGUGUCGCGGCGACUGGGAGGCUCCCGGGGGCCUCCCUGCUCCUGGAGCCGUCGGCGCUGACUGCCAACAUGAAGGACGUACCCCUGUUCAGGCUCCGUCACUUCCCUUGUGGGAACGUCAACUACGGCUACCAGCAACAAGGCUUACCGUUAGAGGCCACCACUGCCCCUGGCACUGGUCAUUAUGAGGACACCAUUCUGAAAAGCAAGAAUAGUGUGACCCAGCCUGGGCCGUGAUUCUCCUGGGGAGCCCUCCACCCGGCAGAAGGGAGAGGCUCGGUUCCCUGGUAAAUCAGAGACCAAAUGUCAUUUUUCAUCUUGUGCCAACUUGUUUUGAAGUGCCACAUGAAACGCUGUAUUUUCAAAAUGCUUUAGAAAGGUUUUGAGCAUGGAUUCAUCCUAUUCUUUCAAAAGAGAAAAUAUCAUUAAAAAACGAGAGAUGAAUGAGGCCCAGAUGUGGUGGCAGGAGGUUUUUAUGCAUGGCUGUUGUAUACUUCCUUACGCUGCUUUCAAAUUGUGUGUGCUCUGCUUCAAUGUAGUCAGAAUUAGGUGCUUCUGUGUUUCAUAGUUGGAGUCAUAGAUGUUUCCUGGCCUUGUUGAUGUGGACAUGAGCCAUUCUUUGGAGGGGAGAGGGAACAGAAAUAAAGGAGUUACCUGUAAUGA
This is a messenger RNA of Otolemur garnettii (small-eared galago), 5792 nucleotides long. It is a transcript of the gene ALK, whose product is annotated as ALK receptor tyrosine kinase. Gene Ontology annotation, molecular function: transmembrane receptor protein tyrosine kinase activity; protein binding; ATP binding. The transcript is spliced from 29 exons. The record is from RefSeq and is a predicted model, not a curated record. Gene Ontology annotation, cellular component: membrane; signaling receptor complex. Lineage: Eukaryota; Metazoa; Chordata; Mammalia; Primates; Galagidae. Bases 510 to 5366 code for a protein of 1618 amino acids. Gene Ontology annotation, biological process: multicellular organism development; positive regulation of kinase activity; regulation of neuron differentiation.